GGCAGCCCUUGCUGGCUCUGCCCCAACCAAACAAAGACGGCAGGAGGUUUUCAAACAGCCGGUUCCCUGAAAGUUGGCUGCAGGAGAGCCGGGCUGUGCUGGCACCUGCCUGGUCCCGGCCACUGGAGAACGUGGCAGCGAGUUGGUGCCGUCGUCUGAGAGGACCCCAGUAGCCGUCGGGAGUCCCUGUACAGGACAGUGUUGUUUCCAGACGCAAGAGCAUGCUCUGCAGCGCCAGCAGUUCUCACAUGGAGUUUCUACAGUUCUGCUCGCUGUGACCUUCUGGGCCAUCAGGGAAACACAUCGUGUUCCUGCCAGCCUCGUGCGAUGAACCAUCACUUGCCAGGAUUCACACCAGGCUUCCUGGGACGCUGUGUUGCUGCUUGGAAUCCUGAUUACUUCUGGUUGCUUACUGUGCUGCUGGCAGGGUGGGAUUGAUGUCCAGUUUGGCACAUUGGGCAGAGCCAAGCCCAUAACCGUUCUCUGUGUCCUUGGCAGACUGGGGAACCAAGCUAGACCCCUCUCUCUAAAGGGGUUCCAGGUGAGCAAGGGACAGGCUUGGUGCUGUCCAUAUUUAUUCUGGUGGGAAAAGCCACCUCCUUCACCCUUUCCACCUGGGAACUGUGUAACUGCUGGGGAUGACACCACAUGGAUGCAGGGCCAGCAGCCUGGUAUCAAGGCACUAGCUGAGCUGAGCACUAUCACAGGGCACAGAGCUGCCUUGGGGGGUGCCAGCAUCCCCACCACGGCUGCACUCCAGGCAUGUAGGGCAUCUGGGCACAGGACGGGUCCUGUCAGCAAUGGGCCGUCUGGAUGACCAUGCCAAGAGGAGGAUUGUGGAGCUGCGCAGGGCUGGGCUGAGCUUCCGCAAGAUCAAGAAGGUGCUGGAGCUGGAUGACAUCCGGGUGACGCCGCAGGCCGUGUACCUCUUCCUCAAGAGGAAGAGCGUGGAACCAGGGUCAGUGGCAGCUGGCUGGGAUGGGGAUCAGCCCUGGCCCCCACUGCAGGGGCAUGAGGCUGAGCCCCCCAGGCUGCUGGGUACCCGGCACCCUGCACUGCCCACUGGGGAUCCUAUGGGCAGCCAGGUGCCCUGCUCUGCUGGCAGCCAGGACACCAAGGAAGGCAUCCAGAUUGUCGGUGUGGACUCGCUCUGCAAGGACGGUGGGCAGCUUGGGGACACUCUGCCUCUGGGGCUGGCCCCUGGGAAUGGUGAUGACAGCUCCACAGGCAAAGCCCUGACUCCAGGGACUGCUCUGGGGGGCCCGCCCCCCCUGCCCCAGAUACUGCCAGGCCAAGUGCAGCUGGUCACACCCCCGACCCAGAACUCAGCCUCGGUGGUGAAAAAGAAGACUCUGGACAGGGCUAUCCUCCUGCAGAAAAGGGUCAAAGAUGUCAGCACUCAGACUGCCUUGCCAAACCCUGUGGGUCCAGGACAUCGCAACCUUGCUUGGGGUGGACCUGUGCCCCCCACUGCUCCCAGCUUCCCCAGCAUCACUGAGAAGCUGGAUGCUGUACAGAGGGAGGUGCAGAAGCUGAGCCAGGCCCUGCAUACAGUGCUGGAGCGGCAGUGCAACCUGGAACGUCAGCAGGAGCACCAACAGCGGCUGCAACAGGAGGUGCUGAUGACACUGCAGCAGCUCAGCUCCACUGUGAGCCAUGGCUCUGUGCCAGCCACCCAGCCCUGUGGCCCCUUCAGCAGUGUGGCCGAGCCCUUGCCCACCAUGCCGAACUUCAGCCAGUUCAAGAUGGAGCUGAUCUGAGCUCCUGCAAUGCCUGCAUGUGCCAGUGGUGUUGUGCUAAUGGCAGGAUGGAGCUGGGAGGAAGAACCAUCGGUCCCUGGUGCCUUGUGUUCCCAGUCCCGCUGACUGAAAGGGGCUACCUGGCACAAGAGGCUGAAUAGUGGAAGGCUGAGGCCUUGCUUCUCCUGUGCUUCAUCCUGGCUGCCACUGGAGCUGGCUGGGACCCAUAGACCUCAACAGAAGGCAGUUGCCUGCAAGAAGAUGCAGCUAAGACAGACACAGCAGGGAUGUGGAACUCCAAGGAUAAAGGAGGCUUCCUUCUCAUGAGGGUCAAUGAUGAUCUUGCCCUCCCCUCCACACAACCUUUUUCGGUAAAAAUCUCUCUGCGCCACAGUUCAGAACCAGUGUGGGAUCAGUAUCUACAUUUUCCCUACCCCUUACCUGGACAGUGAGCAGGCUUGGUCUGUCUGGGUUACUAUCACCAUAUGUGGAACUGCACAGGGUGCAGAAACCCAUGAGGUGAGACCAGUGCUCCACGCAUGAUGAUGUUGGAGCCUGGUAUAAGCUGCUGCACCAUUAGGGACAGAUCAGACUGUAGGAAACAAUCUUUUACUGAGCAGAUUCCACCCUCCUCACCCCACAAACUCAGCAGAUCUGUAGUGUGGUACUACUGUUGCCCACUGUCUGGUGAGAAAUGGGCAGGACCAUAACAGUAAGAGUUGCACCUGGGCAGGAGCGGACUAACUGGAUGUUCAACUCUCCUCUGACCCAUUUUCCUGGGCAGGACACCCUCCUGGUUGUGAUCUCCAGUUGCAAGAGCUGUCCCUAGAGCAAGCUGCUGGUGGUGCACAGCUGCUCUAGCAGAACAGUGCAUGAUGCUGAGAACCCCCUUGCCUAGACAAGAAGGGCACAGGGGAGGUUGAUGGGCCCUAACUGAGCAAUGGAGUCCAGAAGGACCAGAGACUGGCCUUACCUGCCAGGAGGAAAGGUCUGAUGGGGGUGGCCUUGGCUUAGCACCCAGCAAUGAAUCCUGAGAGGAGGCAGAGCAUGUGUCUUUCCUCCACAUCAGCCAAGCAGGCUUCUGUCUGAGUAGGCACCACACUUGGCACAACCUGUGCUUCUGAGAAGUCCCCAGCCUGUUUCUGAGGUCUCCUUGAGUCCAAGGUCAUAAUAAAGAAGAGUAAAAACCAAUUCAGGUGUUUAUACACAGACACCCACACACAGAGCUGUAUGUGCACGCACAGAUAUAGAUGCAUGUGGCAGGUCUGUGCAGCAGUCCCAGUGCUGGACACCCCCUCUGCUUCCCUGAGACACAUCGCUGGCCCCAGGGCUGUCAGACCCAGCUGUGCCCAGUAGCACUAGGAGUCUGCUGCCAUCUGCCCGCGGUCAUUCAUUUCGAUGUUGGUGUAAUUUUGGGGACAUCUGAAAAGCAACAGAUGAAAAAGACACAUGAUCAGUUGCUCUGCUCUUCAGCGCACAAGGCAACUAAUCUGCAUCUCAGGUUUGAAAAGACGAAGCUGGAUGACCAGCACUCAGCAGGCACAGUUUCCUAAUGUCUCUGUCAACAUUUUGGAGAAAAACAGAAGCAGAACAACUGCUAUACCGUGGCACAUGUACUUAAAACCACCCUGGUUUCUGAAAGAGCUUCCCUAAAUCUGCUUUAGGCUAUUUCUUAAAUUAUUUAAAAAAA
Molecule: messenger RNA, 3429 nt
Organism: Cyanistes caeruleus (blue tit)
Lineage: Eukaryota; Metazoa; Chordata; Aves; Passeriformes; Paridae
Source: RefSeq, a predicted model, not a curated record